AUGAAUGGUGAAGAAAUCAUCUCCAUAGAUGUUGAAGAACCUUCCCGGCUUUCAAAUGUGGUAAUGCCAUCCGAUAGAACUGAAGAAGUCACUGUAGUUGAGCAGUCUCCAAUUGAUCAACAAACAGAAGUCAACUAUAGAAUUUGGAAAAAGAAUGCCCCAUUUCUCUAUGAUUAUAUUACAACACACUCGUUGUUAUGGCCGAGCUUGACAGUACAAUUUUUUCCAGAUUUAGAGAAACCAUUACCGAAAGAAGCAAGACUAGAUCCAUUUCAAGACUUCAAGAAAACUGAUGCAAAUGAACCUAAAUCAGAGAAUGAAGUAUCCAUUCAAAGAAUUUUGCUUGGAACAUUUACGCUUGGGCAAUCUACAGAUAGUAUUUCAAUUCUUCAAUUGCCAUACUAUACCAAUUUAAAUAAGAAUCUUACCAUAGAUAAACUAGAUUAUAAUCACGAAAAAGAAGAGUUUGAAUUAACAAAGGUAGCAAAGAAGAAAAUCAAUGUUUUACAAAAAAUAAAUCACUGGGGUGAUGUUAAUAAACUGAGGUAUAUGCCUCAAAAUCCUGAUGUCAUAGCUAGUUCUAAUAAUUUAGGUAACUUGGUAAUUUACGACAGAACGAAGCAUGCAAGCUUUAAGAAUAGUUUGAUAGGUGAAGAUACAGAAAUAAACAAACCGCAGUUGCACUUAAUUAAUGAAUGGAAUCUGUCCGAUUCUGAUAUAUUUGCCAUUGAUUGGAAUAAGCAAAAAGAAGGCGUGAUAGUAUCAGCUAAUAUGGAAGGUAAUAUUAACUUAUAUGAUAUUAAGAGUAAAUUUACCUCCAAAGAUGUCCAAACCAUAAAUGACUCACAAAAUUUUAGCAACUCCAGUAUUGCCAUAAAUGAUAUUGAAUGGAUACCGAACCAUGAUUCUAUAUUCACUUUUGUUGAUGAUCAAGGAUAUAUUAAAUUACUUGAUGUAAGAUUACCAGAACAUCAGCUGUUGAUUCUUCAGCAUCAAAAAUCAGAUAAGGGAAUUAAUAGUGUAAGCGUUAAUCCUGGUAAUUCAGCUUGUUUAGCUACAGGUGAUAUAGAUGGUAUUAUAGAUGUUUGGGAUAUUCGAAUGUUUGGUUCUGGAAAUGCAAACAGUGUAUAUAGUAUUAAAAAUCAACACCAAGGAUCCAUUACACAAGUCAAGUGGCAUCCGAAAUAUCAUAAUAUUUUAGCAUCUUCAUCAAGUGAUAAGCUGGUUAAGAUAUUUGAUUUGAGUACAAUUGAAGGAGAAGAAGACGAAGAAGGACUAAUAUUUACUCAUGCUGGUCAUAUGUUAGGCGUGAAUGAUUUAGAUUGGUCUUUGCAUGAUGAUUGGUUGAUGGCAAGUGUUGCAGAUGACAAUUCCUUACAUGUUUGGAAGCCUUCGAAGCAAAUAGUCAAACACUACGAAACCGUAUAG
This is a messenger RNA of Debaryomyces fabryi, 1428 nucleotides long. RefSeq lists its product as uncharacterized. The record is from RefSeq and is a predicted model, not a curated record. Gene Ontology annotation, biological process: regulation of gene expression. NCBI's taxonomy places the organism in Eukaryota, Fungi, Ascomycota, Pichiomycetes, Serinales, Debaryomycetaceae. The coding region runs from base 1 to 1428 and encodes 475 amino acids. The transcript has a single exon. Gene Ontology annotation, cellular component: cytoplasm; nucleus; Rpd3L complex. Gene Ontology annotation, molecular function: histone binding.